AUGUUCAAAGCAGCUGUAUUACUUUCUCAACAAUAUAAUAUAACAAUAGAUGGACAAUUCAUAGAAUGGCAAUCAGUAGAAACUAAUGGGAAUGUAAUCGAUGUCCUUAGCAAAGCAUGUCAAGCAUUAUCUAUUUCCAAUAGUGUUGGUAUACCUGUUAUAUCAUAUAGUGUAACUGAUCCUGAUUUAUCUGAUCGAAAUGUUUAUACGAAUUUUUAUCGUAUAGCUCCUUCAGAUAAUUUAGCUGCACUAGCUAUUAUAAGAUUAUUUAUUCGUUUCAAUUGGACAUCAUUUGUACUUAUUUAUCAAAAUGAUGAAUUUGGAUCUACAGGUGCUAAAAUAAUAAAUGAAGUAUUUAAUAACAAUAAUUUAACAGUUGAAUGCUUGAUAAUAUUCGAGAUUGUUACAUUUCGUAUUCGAGGCGAUCUGAGAACCCAUUUAAUGAAUAGCGCAACUCGAAUUGUUAUUUUAUGGGUUCAAACAAAUUAUAUAGCUUUAAUUUUACGAGAUGCUCUUGAAUCUGAUGCAUUAAGUUCACUAUUUACAUGGAUAUUGAAUUUAAUUGUUUCAUUAAAUACUUUUGAUAAAAAAUAUCAUGCAAAAUUAAUUGGAUUAUUUGCAAUUGAACCUGUUACAGAAAAUACUGAUAAUGUAGGAAUUAAUACAACAUUAUUAAAACAAGCAUAUCAUAUUUGGCAACAAUAUGAAUCAGAAUCAUUUCCUGGACAGACAAAAGUGAAUUAUUAUGCAUUAUUUGCUAUUUGA
This is a messenger RNA of Rotaria sp. Silwood1, 765 nucleotides long. Lineage: Eukaryota; Metazoa; Rotifera; Eurotatoria; Philodinida; Philodinidae. The record is from the annotation of a GenBank genome assembly.